Molecule: messenger RNA, 561 nt
Organism: Mustela erminea (ermine)
Lineage: Eukaryota; Metazoa; Chordata; Mammalia; Carnivora; Mustelidae
Product: keratin, type II cytoskeletal 6A-like
Exons: 2
Coding region: 1-561 (186 amino acids)
Biological process (GO): keratinization; intermediate filament organization
Cellular component (GO): keratin filament
Molecular function (GO): structural constituent of skin epidermis
Source: RefSeq, a predicted model, not a curated record
AUGUCUAUCAAAUCCACCAUGAAGAGCCAAAACAUCAGCCACCAUGGCUUCAAUGCCAGCUCAACCAGAGUCCCAGGGGUCUGCCGCUCUGGCUUCAGCAGUGUCUCUGUGCCCCGCUCCAGGGGCAGUGGUGGCCUCGGUGGAAUGUGUGGAGGAGCUGGCUUUGGCAGCAGGAGCCUCUAUGGUCUGGGUGGCUCCAAGAGGAUCUCCAUUGGAGGGGGCAGCUGUGCCACCAGUGGCAGAUAUGGUGGCAGAGUUGGAGGUGGCUUUGGCUAUGGAGGUGGAGCCACAUGUGGAUUUGGUUUUGGUGGUGCAGCUGGUGGUGGCUUUGGGCUCGGUGGUGGACCUGGCUUUGCUGGUGGCUAUGGGGGCUCUGGUUUCCCUGUGUGCCCUCCUGGAGGCAUCCAAGAGGUCACCGUCAACCAGAAUCUCCUCACUCCUCUGAACCUGCAAAUCGACCCCACCAUCCAGAGGGUGAGGACUGAGGAGCGGGAGCAGAUCAAGACCCUCAACAACAAGUUUGUCUCCUUCAUCGACAAGGUGAGGUUCCUGGAGCAGUAG